UUGGAUGACAUACGAUUUUAUGGGGGAUGUUUUCUUUUCGGCAAAAAGCUUUUUGUCUUUUUGGUCUCAAUCACAAUUAAUAACUGGCGCUUGAUUGAUUCGUUGUUUGUCGUCCAAUAUAAAAAAAAUCAAAGAAAGCAUUGCGAUAUAUUUACUUAUCAAAUACUUAUUAUCAUUGUAAAAUGACCAGUGCCGAUAGAAUUGAUUUUGAAAUGGAGGUAGAAGUGGAGAGUGCUUCAUCAGGACCGGCUGUAGAUCCUGCUAAUCCAACUUCUCCAGCACCGCCCACUACAAGUGGAAACAAAUGUGUGGUGGUGACUACAGCUACCUCUGGAUCCGUCACUGUGUCACUACAUCCUUUAGUAAUUAUGAAUGUUUCUGAACAUUGGACUAGGCUUAAAGCUCAAGAAGGAUCACCUCAAACAGUGAUUGGAGCUCUCAUUGGUAAACAAAAAGGCAGGAAUAUUGAAGUGAUGAACUCUUUUGAAUUAGUAUUUAGUGUGAUUGAUAGCGACAUUAUUAUAGAUAGAGAUUACUACAACAUGAAGGAAGAGCAGUUUAAGCAAGUAUUCUCAGACAUGGAUUUCCUUGGAUGGUACACAACAGGAGAGACACCCACAGAGAAAGACAUAGCUGUACAUAGACAGAUCUGUGAUAUCAAUGAAUGUCCUGUCAUGCUCAUGCUAAAUCCGGCAGGCAGGAAUGGGGAUCAAUUACCUGUUGUGCUAUACGAGUCUGUUAUAGACGUAGUCAAUGGGCGAGCUACAAUGUUGCUGGCUCCGCUCACAUACACCCUGGCUGCGGAGGAGGCAGAGAGGAUUGGUGUGGACCAUGUUGCUAGAGUGUCCUCUGGUGAAGCAGCGCUAAAUAGUUUAGUGGCCGAGCACCUAACGGCGCAGCGUUCCGCCAUCAAGAUGCUGGUGUCCCGCGUGCGCGCCGUGCUGGCCACCGUGCGCGCCAUCCGCGACGGCAACCUCCCGCCGCGCCCCGCCUUGCUCAGGGAGGCGAGGGCCCUCUCCAACCGCCUGCCGCUGCUUACUUCACAACAGUUCCGGACACACUUCUACAAUCAAUGCAACGAUGUGGCUCUGAUGACAUACCUUGGCACCAUCACGAAAGGCUGCAAUGCAAUCAAUCAACUAGUGAACAAGUUUAAUGUCCUUUACGAUAGGCAAGGGAUGGGCCGCCGAAUGCGAGGUCUUUUCUUUUAGGUUUUUUUUUUAAAAUUUAUUAGUCAUCUUCUAACAAAAAAGAUUUAAUGACUAUAGUUAUACCAAUAAAUGUAGGCUACGCAUUAUUUACUAAGGCUACAGUCUCCCACAUAUUUUUUCUCUCUCACGCAGGUAUACAAAUAUGACUUAAAAAUUCUAAAAUAAAGCCAAGUUUAACUUAUUAUGGAACAAAUAUUAAGAAAUCUUAUUUCAUGGCUAGAAAAAAUAAUACCUACCUACAGGAGAUUCCACAGAUUCCUUGCCAUGAAAUAAGAUUUCUUAAUAUUUGCUGCCUGUGUCUUAGAUUGGUGAUUUAAUACAUGGAUUUUUUGUAUGAGUAAUAGAUAUGUUAUGUCAGAGGUAGCACAUAUUAUUUAAAAUAAAAUUUAAAUCCAUUCAAAUUUAGAGCCAUUUUACUAUUUUAUACCUACCUUCUCUAUGUGUCGCGGUCCAAUAUGUAAUCAUAACGCAAAACAAGAUUGGUCUUUGCACUAAAUGUUAUUCAAGUCAAAUAUGUAAAAUGACGUAGUUUUGAAUGUAUAAUUAAUGUUGCAAUAAUAAUAAAAGCAACAACAUCAAGUUUGUGAUGGUAUUAAAAAUGAUGGGAACAAAUGGACGAACACGAGGGAAAAGUUGUGAAUUGUUAUAAAAAUCCGUAAAAUUAAAAAAAGUAGAGUACCUAAUAUGGGAGAAAAAUAAAGGCUUGUAAAAUUUUGA
Molecule: messenger RNA, 1928 nt
Organism: Amyelois transitella
Lineage: Eukaryota; Metazoa; Arthropoda; Insecta; Lepidoptera; Pyralidae
Gene: CSN6
Product: COP9 signalosome complex subunit 6
Exons: 6
Coding region: 183-1211 (342 amino acids)
Biological process (GO): protein deneddylation
Cellular component (GO): COP9 signalosome
Molecular function (GO): protein binding; metallopeptidase activity
Source: RefSeq, a predicted model, not a curated record